AGAGGUGCAUUUAUAUAAAUACCAAUCACUGGCAAUGACUGCACAGACCCUGGAGACACUGCAGUAGGAGAGGCAGCAGUCAUAAUCUAAGAUGGCACUGAUGUUGUGGGCAUGCUGUGCAGCUCUCCUGGUGCUGACCUUGUGUAGCACUGCCCGGGCCUUCAUGCCCGUUGGUGAGGGUCCCUCUACCCACGUCACCAUCACGGGAAACGCUGUGCUCAGCAAGAUCACCGAGGUGUGCCAGGCUGUAGCCGAAUCUGAAGGCAGAGAGUUCAAACCUACAGGCUCGUCGGCAGAGGAGCUCUUGCGGGCGUGUUUGGGCUCAGCCACAGGAGAUGUGUCGGCAGCUCAGUUCCGCUCGGCCCUCAACCAGAUCUACAUGCAGAACGGCCUAGUGGACCGUGAUCUGGCCAACAGUCCCGCCCACCACGCCAACAAUGAGGCCUUCGUGCAGGCCCGCACGCUCAUCACAGAGGGCACGGUCAGUGUCAAGGCCAACGUCCGCACAGAGAACUUCCAGGCAGCCAGAGAGAUGCUGGGACGAGCCUGCCACACCUUACAGGACUUUUACAGCCAUAGUAACUGGGUGGAGCUGGGAAACAGAGAUCCCUACCCCCCCCUCCUCCAACCACACCUGCCCAUGGACAACAUCGCAGAUAUUGACACUCCUACAUGUAGCGACUGUGCCAGUGGAACAUGUCCAAACCCUCUCUUGCCUGACAUUCUGGCUCAGAAGAAACUGACCUCUGGGUACAUGGGCCUUCUGUCUGCUGACAAACCUAAAGGUAAGUGUAGUCAUGGAGGGGCAUCCGACCUGACCAGCACCCAGGUGCCCCGUGGAGGCAUCAGUAAGGAUGAGCGCCGGCCAGACAAUGCAGCCCUGCAUGACGCCACAGUCACCAUGGCAACACAGGCCACAAUGGAGCUCCUGGAGGACAUUCGAGGCGCCACGGGCAACAAGGACUUCCUGCGACUGAUGGGCAUUGCCCGCUCUGCUGUCCUCUGUUUCGUGAUUGAUACCACGGGGAGCAUGGCUGACGACAUCGCUGAGGCACAGAGUGUUGCCACUCAAAUCAUUGACAGCAAGAAGGGCACCGCAGACGAGCCCUCGGAAUACGUCCUUGUCCAGUUUAACGACCCCAAAUUUGGUCCUCUGGUCAGGACUGCUGACCCCGAGGUGAUGAAGGCAGAGAUCUCCGCUCUUACGGCUAAUGGUGGUGGGGACAUGCCAGAGAUGUGCCUCUCGGGACUUCAGCUGGCUCUGACUGGUGCACCUCCCUCUUCCCAAAUCUACGUUUUUACCGACGCUCCUGCCAAAGACAUGAGCCUGGAGAAGACCAUCAUCGCCCUGAUCCGCAGCACCAAAUCAACAGUGAACAUUUUCAUGACGGCGAAUCGUAAGGUCACACGUAGGAGCCUUGGUCCUGCACGCCUGCCCCGGGCUGAUUUCCGAGUGUACUAUGACCUGGCACUGGCCUCAGGUGGACAGGCCAUCGAGGUGACCAAGGCCAGCCUCCCCCAGGCCACGGAGAUCAUAGUGGACUCCACCACCUCUGCCCUGGUGACAAUUCUACAAAGAGCCAGAAACCCUGGUGCAGUGGAGACCUUUUCCUUCCUCCUGGAUGAGUCUGUUUCUAAUGUGACCCUGUACAUCACGGGGACUUCAACAGCUUUCACUCUGCGAAACCCCACAGGUGUGUCUCAGAGUUCCACACAGACAGCUGGACCCUUGGGAACAAUUCAGACUGUGGGCAAUCUGAAACGUGUCCGACUCAACACCCCGGAACAGACAGGAUUAUGGGAAAUCCACAUGAAGACUCGUGAAGCCUACACUGUCAAAGUAACCGGUCAGAGUGCCAUCACUUUUGUUUAUAAUUUUGUGGAGACAUUCGAAGGGCCUCACCCGGGGUAUGGAGUCAUUGAUGGACGCCCACAGGCAGGCUCGCCAACCAAACUGCUGCUGACGCUCACUGGCCCCCACGGUCCCGAGACCCUGAAAGUGCUGGAGGCUGCCCUGGUGGAGGUAUCUGGCUCAGGCCUGGCUGGAGGAACCGUGCAGGAGAUGGGCGGCGGUAACUUCCUGGUGUUCGUGAACAGCGCCCCUGCAGGCGAGUUCGUGGUUCUGCUUAAGGGAGAGGACACUUCCACCUCCAGCCAAUUCCAUAGGCAGUCCACCACACAGAUGUCUCUCACUCCAGUCUCAGUAAAGAUUGUAGUUGACACCAGUAUGGAGCCAGGGAAGGCUAUAAACAUACCUUUCAGCAUCACCAGCAGUGAGACAGGGACCACGUUCAACAUCCAGGCAACAAACGACAAGAACUUUGCCAUGAAAUACCCUUCAAGCAUUACCAGUGGGAGUAGCGUGGAGGCUAAAGGGACGCUAACCAUCACUGCUCCAUCCGGCAUCGCCUCAGGCACUGAUGUCACCCUGACCAUCAACGCAGAGUCCUCACGAACCCACGACUCCAACUACGCCGUAGUGCGGCUCUCUGUGAUGAAGAAGGUGACCGAUUUUACCCCUCCUGUGUGUAAUGUGGUUAAUGUCAACAACACCUGCGCAGACGACUGCAGCUCGGCCUCAUGGGACGUCUCGGUCGACAUCACUGACGGCAAUGGCACGGGCGUGGAGAGGGUCUGGGUCCAGCAGGGGGACAGUGAUCUGAUCAGUGAGAGCACAACAGGGCCAGGUGCGGGCGUGACUGUGAUCCAUCGGUUGUACCGCACCUCGUGCUGCACUCCAGACCUCAAGCUGUCCGUCACGGACAAGGAGGGCAAUGUCGGCUCCUGCUCCCACUCCAUCAAGCUGCCGACCACUACACCAGUUCCACCAACCACUACGGCAGCGACCACAAUGGCAGUUCCACCAACCACUACAACAGCAACCACAACGGCAGCGACCACUACGACAGCGACCACUACGACACCAACCACUACGACAGCGACCACUACGGCAGUUCCACCUACCACUACGACAGCGACCACUACGGCAGUGACCACUACCACACCCAGUGGCGGACCACCCUCCAUCAGUUUGGCAACACCUCUGUGGUUCUGCCUACUAUUGUCUGCCACUGCCAUAGUUCGAGAUUUACUCCCGGUCUCGCUGUAAGAUAUGUAUGCUAUGUAUGUAUAUAGUUGCUAACCAGUAGAACAAAGUUGUGCUUGUAACAUGUAAUCUGGUUUCUGUACGCACACCAUACUGCAAUUCUACAGUAUUCAUAAGCCUAUACUAAUUGUAGUGUUGUUGGAUUGGAAUUGUGAACUUUGCAUUUAAUACAUAGGCCUACUUGCUGUGAGGGGUAUAAUGCCUUAUUUCGGAUUGAAACCAUGCUUAAAUGAAAUGGCUUAAUAUGCCAGUGGUGGUAUUUGUGGUUGAUUACAUACUGUAGUAGCACAUCAUUUGGCUGAAACAAACCUGAACCACAGGAUAAGACUGCCCCCUCCUGGCCACCCUGUUAUGAAUGCCACCACUUACAGCAGCACUAAAGAAGCUCUUAGGGUACCCCUAGUUGAGAAGCACAUUAAUAAAUUAACUAAAUGUGUGUCAUUGCAACAAACUAUAAACAUAACAACAAUACAAUAAAGAUUGAAUGCACCAA
Messenger RNA from Alosa alosa (allis shad), 3599 nucleotides. RefSeq names its product von Willebrand factor A domain-containing protein 7-like. The record is from RefSeq and is a predicted model, not a curated record. Bases 92 to 3109 code for a protein of 1005 amino acids. NCBI's taxonomy places the organism in Eukaryota, Metazoa, Chordata, Actinopteri, Clupeiformes, Clupeidae. The transcript has 17 exons.